Rotaria sp. Silwood1 is the source of this 453-nucleotide messenger RNA. Lineage: Eukaryota; Metazoa; Rotifera; Eurotatoria; Philodinida; Philodinidae. The record is from the annotation of a GenBank genome assembly.
AUGUCUAAAAUAGCAGUACCAUCACUAAAAUAUUUAUCAUUUGGCAUAUGCUCAAUGAGUCAGUUACAACAAAUACUAUUGUGUACAUCCAUCUUAACAAAAUUAGAUGUUCAAUUAAUUGCUGAUAUUACUCCUAUGGACAACACUUUUCUUCCGCCAAUCAUAAGCACAGAAAUUCAUCAAUUAAAAAUUGAACUUGCCGAAAAAUCAAACAUAACAUUUAAUGAUAUCAAAGUAUUGUUUCUUUGGAUUCCGAAAUUAAAAAAGUUUACAUUUAUUGCAGCAAAAGGAAUAAAAUUUAUUCGUGGUGAACAAAGGGAACAUCUAAUUCGUACAUAUUUGCCAGAAUUAAAAAAAUUCCAUUUUAAAAUUCAUCCACGUUUAUAUGAUACAAAUAUAAAACAAAUAUUAGCAAGAUUUCGAACUUCAUUCUGGUUAAAAGAAAAACAAUAG